AUGUUCAAAACUAUUCCGGAGAAAUACGAUGUUGAAGAAGAAGCCGAAACCCUUCUCCUCCGAAGACUCCAUCUCUUGGGCCUGUCCGAUCAUGCAGUUUUAUAUCAUGAUGACAUAGACAGUCAUGAAGAACUAGACCACCGUGAUGAUCUUCGACGUCUCCAUCAAUUUCAUCAUCAGCCUCAAGCCAGAACAUUGGGCUCUUCAUCGUACGACUACCACUGUCUUUUCAGCGAAGGUGACAGCAUACGUCCUGAGAUGGUAUAUGUUCAAUCGAAGCCGGAGGCCAACGACAAUCUUUCACGACUCAGUGGACCGGUAUUGGGUUUCGAUGUUGAAUAUGUGUUGGGUGAUUCGUUUCAUCAGCAACCUGCCUUACUUCAAUUCUGCGAUGAUAGAUUGAUUGUGUUGGUGCACUUACAAGAUACAGAGUGGGAUUUUGAACCUAUCCCAUCUAAAGCCGUAGAGAUGCUUUGCAAUCCCUCGAUCUACAAAACGGGUGCGAAUAUUUAUGAAGAUCUAUUAUGUUUAAUGAGAAGUUAUCCCGAGCAGUUUUAUCGAACUAUACCUACAUACAGCCCAAACUCCCAGCUGCAUCAUUCGGACGCCACACUGAAUGCAACCAUUGAUGUCCAACGAGUUUCAAGCUCUACCUCCGACAACGAUAUCUUGGGUGUACCCAAUAAGAUUCUCGAGCUUUCUCUACUUGCCCGUGCCGUCUAUCCUUCAUCUUGGAAUGACCACGGCGGGACUCAAAUAGCGCUUGCAACCUUGUGCAAGACGUAUCUGGGUAAGAACCUCAGGAAAGGACAUAAGAGUGAUUGGAGAUGCACGUUAAUAGAGAGGCAGAAGGAAUACGCUGCCAACGAUGCAUAUGCCUCUCUACAAAUUUGCCUCGAAUUACAAUCGCUCGCCCGCGAAAAGGGUAUCUCUCUCAACUUGGAUAGAUCAUGCACCGAGUUCAACCUGUUUGACAUACCACGACAAGUAAAAGUACGACGAUCAACGGACAAGCACCCCAUCAGUAACCUUACAUCUUACUCCCCUGUGCAAGGUCAGAUUUGA
Molecule: messenger RNA, 1065 nt
Organism: Kwoniella mangroviensis CBS 8507
Lineage: Eukaryota; Fungi; Basidiomycota; Tremellomycetes; Tremellales; Cryptococcaceae
Exons: 3
Coding region: 1-1065 (354 amino acids)
Biological process (GO): nucleobase-containing compound metabolic process
Cellular component (GO): cytoplasm; nucleus
Molecular function (GO): nucleic acid binding; 3'-5' exonuclease activity
Source: RefSeq, a predicted model, not a curated record